CGCAGCACCAGGAUCCUGUAACUGCGACUCCACAGAGAUUAGCACCAACACACUGUUGCUUUUUUCGGCUGAAUUUUUUGGGAGAAUAAAUUGAAGAGUAGCACUUGACUUUAUUGACGUGUUUUAUCGUUAAUCUUUCAUAUACGAGUGUGAGCCUUCUCUUAAACUGUCAGCGGGGGGAAAUGACAUGUCAACGGCCAAACUUGACGCCUGCGAGGACCGAACUCGACUGUAACGUCUGCGCUGCCGUUGGACCAAAGGAGACGGAGUGAACAGCAACAGCCAACUCAAGUUUAUUACUGUUUCCUCGAUAACAAAGGGGGACCCUUUCCUCCUCUUUUGCUGCGGUUAUUCGACGCCAUAGUGCCGCUAAAGGACUGGGAAAGAUUUAAAAUGCAAGGCGUACUCGUCCACGGUGUUUGCAUUGUUAAAGGACAUGGAGCACGGAGAAGGACAGUUUGAGCAACAGUGAUUAACUCAUCAGGACCUCAGCUUCAUCGAGCCAUCGCCGUCAGAUUGGAUCAACUAAAUGUAAAGGAUCGUUUGGUUCGAGCCACCAUGGAUAUCUUUCCCCGGCCGAGCGGUGAGAUCCAGAGGAGGAACCCUCAGCAUGACUUCGAGCUCAUUCAGAGGGUGGGAAGUGGCACAUAUGGGGACGUGUACAAGGCUCGAAACAUACAAACUGGAGAGCUUGCUGCUGUGAAGAUCAUAAAGUUGGAACCAGGGGAUGACUUUUCCAUCAUACAGCAGGAAAUCUUCAUGGUGAAGGAAUGCAUGCACCACAAUAUUGUGGCCUACUUUGGGAGCUACCUCUGUCGAGAGAAGCUUUGGAUAUGUAUGGAGUACUGUGGUGGAGGAUCUCUGCAGGACAUAUAUCAUGUGACAGGACCUCUCUCAGAGCUUCAGAUAGCAUACGUCUGCAGAGAGACCUUACAGGGUUUGGGAUAUCUGCACACCAAGGGCAAGAUGCACCGUGACAUCAAGGGUGCCAACAUACUUCUUACAGACAACGGAGAUGUGAAGUUAGCUGACUUUGGAGUUGCAGCCAAAAUAACAGCCACCAUUGCCAAAAGGAAGUCUUUCAUUGGAACACCUUAUUGGAUGGCUCCAGAAGUAGCAGCAGUAGAGAAAAACGGUGGCUACAAUCAGCUCUGUGAUAUCUGGGCUGUCGGCAUCACGUCCAUAGAGCUGGCCGAGCUUCAGCCUCCGAUGUUUGACCUACACCCAAUGAGGGCCUUGUUUUUGAUGUCGAAGAGCAGCUUCCAGCCUCCAAAGCUAAAAGACAAAAACAAAUGGUCCACCGCCUUCCAUAACUUUGUCAAAGUGUCUCUGACAAAGAACCCAAAGAAGAGGCCCACGGCAGAAAAACUGCUAUCGCAUGUGUACGUGUCCCAGACGGGUUUGACUAGGAGGCUCGCUGUUGACCUCUUGGAUAAGAUGAACAACCCAGACAACCACCAGCAUUACAGUGAGGUGGACGAUGAUGAUCUUGAGCCUCUCUCUGCAGUCAGACACACCAUCCGCUCCACCAACAAACAAGCCAGAGCUGAGAGGACGCGCUCAGAGAUAAACUCAAACAAUGGGACAGACCAAGGAGGGCCAUGCUCAAGUCCUAGCUUCACUGAGGGACACAGGGGGGACGCAGCGGUUGAUCUCGUCCCCUGCUCAGAGGUUGACAAGCUCCAGUUUGAACCACCACUCCGGAAGGAAACUGAGGCUCAUUCUGAAAUGGAUGUGAGUAAAGAUAAUGACUUCCCUUCACCCUGGAGUCCCUUUGCAGAGGGAGGAAUAACAACCAGGGGACACGUCGCCCAUCUCGAAGAUGCCUUUGAAGAAAUGGAGCUGUCAACCCUCAAGCCAGGUGUUCCUCCUCCUCUGCCUCCGAAGCCACGAUUAAACAGCUCAUCAGAGGAGCUAGGCCUUAACGACGAGAGGUCUCUGACGGUUCGGAGGUUCCCCAACUCUGAGAACGGACCGAGUCAGGUGGUUCGCAGACAGAGCACACCUGAGCACCUGGGCAACAAGGCAGAGAACUCGUCUCCAGAUUUCCUCUCUGUCAGCGUCAGCAGCCCCGGACUUUUGUCUCAUGCCUCUGAUCCUGAUAAUGAUUCAGAUGAGUGUGUGAAUGGAGGCAGCCCCAAACAGCCACCCAACCGACAGCACCGGAAGGAGAAAAAGGAAUUCCCUAAACCAGCCAUCAACGGUCUUCCACCCACUCCCAAAGUGCUGAUGGGAGCCUGUUUCUCUAAAGUGUUUGAUGGCUGUCCACUGAAGAUCAACUGUGCCACAUCAUGGAUUCAUCCUGACACCAAAGAUCAGUACCUAAUCUUUGGGACAGAGGAUGGCAUCUAUACGCUGAAUCUUAAUGAGCUGCAUGAAGCCACAAUGGAGCAGCUGUUCCCGAGGAAGUGUACAUGGCUGUACGUUAUCAACAACAACCUGAUGUCUUUAUCUGGGAAAACCUUCCAGCUGUACUCCCAUAAUCUCAUCGGGCUGUUCGAGCAGCUGAAGAAACCUGGCCUCGCUGCUCAGUUCCAGACUCACCGCUUCCCAGACAAAAUCCUACCCAGGAGGUUUGCCUUGACAACUAAGAUCCCCGACACAAAGGGCUGUCACAAAUGCUGCAUUGUGAGAAAUCCAUAUACUGGCCACAAGUACCUGUGCGGAGCACUGCAGUCUGGGAUUGUCCUGCUGCAGUGGUAUGAGCCCAUGCAGAGGUUUAUGCUCAUCAAGCACUUUGACUUCCCUCUUCCCAGCCCACUGAAGGUGUUUGAGAUGCUGGUGGUCCCGGAGCAGGAGUAUCCUCUGGUGUGCGUGGCCAUCAGCCAGGGCACCGAGCCGAGCCAGGUGGUCCGCUUUGAGACCAUCAACCUCAACUCCUGCUCCUCCUGGUUCACAGAGAUGGGAACAACUCAUCAGCAAGUGGACGCAAUCCAUGUCACCCAGCUGGAGAGAGACACAGUGUUGGUGUGUUUGGACCAAAAUUUGAAGAUUGUUAAUCUCCAGGGCCGACUGAAGUCCAACAAGAAGCUGGCAUCUGAGCUCAGCUUCGACUUCUGCAUCGGAUCUGUUGUGUGCCUUCAGGACAGCGUUCUGGCCUUCUGGAAACACGGCAUGCAGGGAAAGAGCUUCAAGUCUAAUGAGGUGACCCAGGAGAUCUGUGAUCCAAGCAGAGUCUUCCGCCUCCUCGGAUCUGACAGGGUGGUGGUUUUGGAGAGCCGACCCACAGACAACCCCACAGCCCUGAGCAACCUCUACAUCUUAGCAGGUCACGAGAACAGUUACUGAGCCUCUCCUCGGAGAAAAGCGGUCAAAUGCCUCUGUUUGGGAGAAAACUCCAGACUCUCACCUGUGCAGGGAAGCGUCUGGUUUAAAACAGUUAUUGGGAGCUUUUGUUACUGAUCACAGGACGGACAGGUCAGUGAUAAGAGGAGCCUCAUCAGCGUGGAUUCAUGAGUAGCCUUACAUCAGUUUACUGUAGCUCCGCUCAUCACAAACUGUCGACGAGCAGACAGUGGAGAAACAAUAAAAGCUCAGAUGAACAUUGUUACUUAGCAUUUUCUCACUCUUCUGUACUGUGGACUGAGUUACAAGUUAUCUAGAGGUAUUAUUGACAAAAGUGCCAUUAAGAUUCACAAGAAUUUGUGAUUGUAUUAGCGAAACAGUGGGAGAUUUAUUGUGUUAUUAUCGUCUGUAACAUGUCGCUCAUAAUCACCGCCAGAGGCAAACGCUAGUCGGCUUGAGAGGAGAUUUUACCAACUCUGUAGUCAAACUAAUAGCUCAGUUUAAACAGAAACCCACGAGCAUUGUGGGUUAUUUAAGCAAUAUUUAUUAACCUUCUGAUAAGUGAUAGGGUAUGUUUGAUUUACAGACCGUGUUAGCAGACAGUGACAGAGCGGUCCUGCUGUGUGAGGAUUAACUACCUAGUGAACAGCUCCUGAGCAGCUUUGGGUUAUUUUUACUGCUAAUGUAAUAUAGUCGCUUCUCUCCUGCUCUGCUGCGUUUUUAGAAGUUGGAUAUAAUGUACAUUGUUUUUCCUCUUUACCUUCCUCUUUUAUAGACCUUUUACUUCUCAUUAUUUGCACCAUGUAAGCACUUUUGUACAUUUUUUUAUUUAAAAUAAAAUGACAAAAUGAGGGACGAUGCUA
Epinephelus moara (kelp grouper) is the source of this 4148-nucleotide messenger RNA. RefSeq names its product mitogen-activated protein kinase kinase kinase kinase 5 (gene map4k5). Gene Ontology annotation, biological process: protein phosphorylation. Gene Ontology annotation, molecular function: MAP kinase kinase kinase kinase activity; ATP binding. The record is from RefSeq and is a predicted model, not a curated record. The transcript has 35 exons. Lineage: Eukaryota; Metazoa; Chordata; Actinopteri; Perciformes; Serranidae. Bases 559 to 3288 code for a protein of 909 amino acids.